Messenger RNA from Carassius auratus (goldfish), 792 nucleotides. RefSeq names its product butyrophilin-like protein 2. Gene Ontology annotation, biological process: negative regulation of T cell proliferation; positive regulation of T cell proliferation; cell surface receptor signaling pathway. Lineage: Eukaryota; Metazoa; Chordata; Actinopteri; Cypriniformes; Cyprinidae. The record is from RefSeq and is a predicted model, not a curated record. Gene Ontology annotation, cellular component: external side of plasma membrane. The coding region runs from base 1 to 792 and encodes 263 amino acids. The transcript has 4 exons.
AUGGACCUGUUUAUGUGUAUAUGUGUGGGUAUAAUUCCAGUAAUAUCUGAAGCAUUCACUGUGCACGGUCCCUCUGCUCUUAUGUUUGCUCAUCUGGGAUCUUCAGUGGUUUUGCCCUGUUAUGUUGAUGAACUCUUGCUAAUGAAGGAUCUGAGGGUUGAAUGGAGAAGAACAGACUCAGAGACUCUGGUUCAUCUGUAUCAAGAUGGUGAGAGUCGACCAGAGUCUCAGGAGCAGGAUUAUCAUGAUAGAGCUAAUUUCUUUACUGAUCAGAUUCAACAUGGAAACUUCUCUCUCCGUCUGGACAAUCUGAGAGCUGAAGAUGAGGGACGAUACACAUGUAGAGUUUACAGUCAGCAGGAUUCUGGAGAGACUGUGGUUCAGAUAAAACAUGAGUGUUUGAUAGUAUCAGGAUCAGAUCGGGCUGUAUCUGCACAUGAUGGUGAGGAUGUCACUCUGAACUGCUCUAUAGACUCUCACAUCAAACCUGAACACAUUGAAGAGAUUUUAUGGAGGAAAACAGAUGGAGAUAUUCUGGUUCUGUUCUUCCAAAACAAUAAGACUUUACCAGAUUCAUCAGAUGAGCAAUACAGAAGCAGAGUUGAGCUCUUCCCUGCUGAAAUCCCCAAAGGAAACUUCUCUCUCAGACUGAAGAGUGUCAGAUCUGAGGAUAAAGGAGUUUACAUGUGUCAAGUGUUUGCUGGAGGACUUUCAGCCAAUGCAACUCUGGUACUGGAGAAACUGGAAACAAUGACUAAAUACACCAAGUUGAUUCAGUUCAGUUAUUCCUGA